GCGGAAGCAGUGUGGGUUUAUUGUGGUUUAACUUGACGCUGGUGCCGGACAGCUUCCACACUGGACUCGGACUGAGCCGGACUGUAGUUCCUGUGAUGCCCCAGAGCGGGCUGAGCUGGUCGGGGUUGCGAUGCCUUACGUGGACCGACAGAAUCGCUUCUGCGGCUUCCUGGACAUCGAGGAGAAUGAGAACAGCGGCAGGUUCUUGCGCCGUUACUUCAUCCUGGACACUGAGCAGGGCAGCCUGCUGUGGUACAUGGAUAACCCCCAGAAUCUGCCCAAAGGUGCAGGAAAUGUGGGCUCUCUCAAUCUUUCCUACAUCUCCAAGGUCAAUGAUGCCACCAAACAAAGACCAAAGGCAGAGUUCUGCUUUGUUAUAAAUGCAGGAAUGAGGAAGUUUUACCUACAGGCCAACGACCAGCAGGAUUUGGUAGAAUGGAUCAGUGUUCUCAACAAUGCCAUCAAGAUUACUGUGCCAAAGCCUGGCGAGGGCCACAACACCCACGCAGAGACUCCCCAGGAGCUGCUUGGAACCGUGAAACAGGUCUCCUACAAAACUGAGAUCAUCGGAGGAGUCCCCAUCAUCACGGCCACUCAGGAGCAGGGAGAGGGGCACAAUGGAGCUGAUCGUGGAGGCGUAAAGCGGGCUCAGAAUCAAAUGCCCUACUUCCUGUCCAGAGGAGCGCAGGAUCAGGCCAUCAUCAAAGCGGGAUACUGUGUGAAACAAGGAGCUGUGAUGAAGAACUGGAAGAGGCGGUACUUUGUCCUGGAUGAAAAUUCUCUCAACUACUACAAAACUGACAUGGAGAGGGAGCCGCUGAGAGCCAUCCCGCUGAAGGAGAUCCACAAAGUGCAGGAGUGCAAGCAGAGCGAGCACAUGAUGAGGGACAACCUGUUCGAGAUGGUCACCAGCUCAAGAACCUUCUACAUACAGGCUGACAGUCCAGAGGACAUGCACAGCUGGAUUAAGGCCAUCUCAGGCGCCAUCGUGGCCCAGCGCGGUCCCGGGCGCUCCGCUAACACUGAGCACAGUGACCACUCCCCUUCCACCUCCACCUUCUACCUCCCAGUCGAUGAGGAACCCCAAGACUCGCAGUCCCCAGAGAGUGCUCAGCCUCGCUCUGGACACGCGCCAUCGGGACAACUUCCUGGGCCUCCUCCCCUGGAGGCUGAGCGGGGUCCAGUCCGUGAUGGUGCCCCUUCCCCCGGCGCGCUCCCGCCUGUCCCUGCAGGAGACGCUGCAGCCUUCAAAGUGAAAGAGGAGGACAAGCCGGCGUGGGGAAGCCCCAGCGGCGUCUCCGGGUCCCAGCUCCUCCUGGCUGAGGAUCAAGAUGUGCACAUAACCCUGUUCUGACAAACUCUAAUGGACACACACACACACACACUUGUGCACACUGUCAGACUCUGCGUGUCCUGCUGAACCUCCUGGGACCAGUUCUUUGUUUUGUUUUUUUGGGAUGGGACCUUCCUCCGCUGUUUUCCCUUCUCCUUGUCUUCCCUUGUAUCCUACAGUCUGUCACUCCAGGCAAACGACAAACACGGCUUGCUGUUACACGUUUCAGUGGCGCCGCGACUCUCACUUCCUGUGAUGCACCAAAGUUUGUGUGUUUGCUUCCAGCAGCAUGGAAGACUGACUGAGAGACUGACUAAUCCCACAUCUCGGUGUUUUUCAUUUUAAACUCGCGCAGAGAAGCUCGAGGUCCAGAUUCACUGAGCAGAGGUCGCUGAGCGGCCAGCUUUCAUGAGCAGGUUUCCAGAGGUCACGCUUACUGAAUAUUUCCCGUCGUCAGUGAUGGAAAAAUGUGUCAUUUUCUUAGAUUAGAAAAGAUGCUGGUCUGUCUCUUUCAUAAGACAGCACUGAACACAAGUCACGCAGCAGGGUCAUGCAGGCAUCUGUGUCCGCCACGGGUGAUCCUGCUGCAGGGAAAGUCCCGCAUUGAGAAACUUUGGGUGGCUUCUGAUCCCUGAAAUGCAGAAGGACGGCCUAGCCUUGAGAAUAAAAUAAUAGCUGUUUGUCUGAAGGAAAAUAGAGGAAAUACGCCUCUGCAGAAGCCUCCCCCGAUAGAUUUGAUUAAGCUUCCAGCUUUAGUUCAUUUACUUCAUAUUUGGUCACCGCGACUACAGUGCUUUAGAGCCUCUGCGAUGAAAGACAAUCAUCUGCUUCAUGUUUGCUAUGGAAGAUUUAAAGCUCUUUAAUGAAGCAGGCAUUCCCAAAGUGAAGUGUGCUGCAGCCCGUUUAAAGACGGGAAACUCACAUGGAGCACGCCCAAUCUUAAAUCUUCACCAAAAAUCAAAAUACAAGUGAUGUAUUUGCUUAAAAAUUAUAUUUAAAAAAAAAAUACAAAAAUCAAAUUGGCUCCAAUGUGUGAAACUUCAGCACCGAGCAGUAAAUUCAGGUCAGAGUAAUGAGUGAUAUCACUAACUGGCCAUGUCAUAUUAGCAAUUUUAAAUCACUUGUUAUAUAAAGAAAUACAUUUAUAUUAAUAUGUGACUGUACAUACUGUAGCACCUCUGGAGUCCACCAGGGGGCGCACACUUUCGGAAUGACUGUAAUAAGAAUUCAAAUAACUGGUAAAUUUAGGCUAUGAUGGAACUUCCGUUUGUCAAGUGUGUCGUGACCUCUGUUUGCAGCGUUUCCACCUCCUUUUUUAAGCGCUUAUUUAACCAAAGAAGUUUAUUUGAAAGCUGCAGUCAGUGAAGGUUUAUUUCAGUUUCUCAUCACCGUCCUUCGAGAACGCUGCUAACGUCUGUGAGGUUACUUCUUCUUUCCAGCAUGCUAACUGGUAUCUCCAAACCAGCAAGCUUUUUUAUUUGUCUCUCAGCACCAGCACGUUACCAGUUAGCUUGCUAAGUAGCCGCCAAGGUGCUCCAAACAUCAGCAAGACUCCAGUGCAGCUUUGAAAGAAAGAAAAGCGCCUCUGGUGGUAAAACGCGUCGCUCUGGCCUGUUUUAAGCGAGUGAAGCCUGAUCAAGGAGGUGAAAAAUCUAAGAUGGGCUUUAACAGAAAGCUUCUGCUGUCCUUUGUUUUUAUCCAAGGUCAAGUCCUUCUCCUGGCUCUGUUGGAGGCCUCCAGCUGUUCAAAAACGAGUUUCUCUCCGUUUAUUUGCUUGUAGGGGAUUGUUUGAUCGUCUGGGUUUUAUCUUAAAGCGCCUUGAGAUGGCUUGAUGUGAAUCGGUGCCUCUUACUUUGAUUCCUGUUCAUGUUAUCUGAUCCUCAGACUUGCACAUAAGCCUAAAAUUCAACCAUGAUUACUAAAUAACCCUGAAGCACCCGAGGCUUUGUCGACUUUUGUGCGUCCACAGAGUUUAAGUCUUCAGACGUUUACGCCUCUGAAUCCUGCGGUUGGGAAUCUUUGCUCUGGCGUCAGGACUGAAAACGUGCUCGGCUGUUGAAACUGCAGCGGCUGUAAUUAGUGAGAUCGCACAGCGCUCUUUAUCUCAGUUCUGUCCAGUUUCAGCAGUGAAUUUAAUUUCUUAUUAAUAAAGCCGAAACCUUCCAUCUGCGGUCCAGUUGCUGCUUUGCCACAUUUCCAGAUUUAUCAUAUUUUUUUAAAAUCCAAAAGAGAAAAUGAGUCUGGCUGAAGCUGUGUUCAGACUCCAAGUGUGACUGUUGCUUCUGUCCUCUCCCUCACUGCACAUCCGCGCCGCUGUACUGCUUUCUAACUGAUGCCGUAUUUGUUUCAGUCUUUGGCUGUAAGAUGUGGGGACGUGAAACCAAACUGGACGUGUAAAUGAGACUCUAACGCUCGGCGGCAGGUUUUCGUUCCUCUCGGCGUCCGGCUGCGAGCUCUGGUUGUGGGUGUUUCUUUUUCUUCGGUUUCGAUGUGCUUUUAGUUUCUAUGAUGAUAUUAUUUACCGUGAUGAAACAUAUAUGUUGUUUACUGAGUUUUUUUAAACACGUGUGCGCGAGUGCACGCACACGGCCCUCCUUCCUGUUGUUCCCCGUUCACCAUAAGCUGGUUAAAGUGCCUGCCUUGUUCUUACUAAGAAAAAUGAUAUAACGAUGAGCUCUUUUGACCCUUUUUAGUGUGAACAUGAUUCUAAAAACAUGUACUCUAUUUAUUAAAAGAAAUUUGGAAUAA
Molecule: messenger RNA, 4081 nt
Organism: Maylandia zebra (zebra mbuna)
Lineage: Eukaryota; Metazoa; Chordata; Actinopteri; Cichliformes; Cichlidae
Gene: plekha1b
Product: pleckstrin homology domain containing, family A (phosphoinositide binding specific) member 1b
Source: RefSeq, a predicted model, not a curated record